Messenger RNA from Emericellopsis atlantica, 2403 nucleotides. Its product is annotated as copper amine oxidase. Gene Ontology annotation, cellular component: plasma membrane. The record is from RefSeq and is a predicted model, not a curated record. The transcript is spliced from 7 exons. NCBI's taxonomy places the organism in Eukaryota, Fungi, Ascomycota, Sordariomycetes, Hypocreales, Bionectriaceae. The coding region runs from base 1 to 2403 and encodes 800 amino acids. Gene Ontology annotation, molecular function: primary methylamine oxidase activity; copper ion binding; quinone binding. Gene Ontology annotation, biological process: amine metabolic process.
AUGCGGUUCAUCAUCUGCUGGGAGCUAUGUCUUCUGGCAAUAUCGCCUUAUGUAGCCGCACGACCUGGUCUUCCAGGACCGGCUGCGCGUGUACACUCUCUCCGUCAUCCUGCUCAGCGACACGAUGGUAACGGCGCCUCGAAGCAUGCUUGCGAACCCCCGGAGAAUGUUGCCAUCAGCGCGCCAAAGAGGAACAUCUUCCAGACCCUCACGGAGCAGGAAUAUGCCGAUGUUACCGCGUACCUCCACGAGCAGAAAGAGCUCAACCUCACGGCAAUAGUCAACUCAACCUCAUGGGACAAUGUCAUUGUGACCAUGGACGUGUUGCAGCCCAACAAGACGGAUGCACUGGUCUAUCUCGACCAAGAUGGGCCCCCUCCCCCUAGAUUCGCCCGAGCAACACUGCAGUUCAAUUCACAGGAGCAGCCAUACCUUCAGGAAUACAUGGUUGGACCCUUGCCUCUGAGCGAUUCGACGGCGCACUAUGAGGAGCUCAACUACAUGUUUACAUCUGGUCGAGGCCGGACGAACGUGUAUAAUGCUGACGGCGAAGCCAUCGCUUUGUUCAACCUCGAGGUGGGAAAGGAUAUCAAGGAUAUCACACAAAGGCUUCUCAACGGCACCGCUACGGGAGCAGAAGAUGACAAUCUACUGAUCGCCGGCAGCGACCCCCUCAUGCACAUUGGCGACAGGGUCUACCAAUGGAACGAAUUCUACUCUGCGCACACUGGCGAGUUCUUCUCGGAAACCGUGUUGCCCACGAGCCUGCAGUUUAAGGUGGAUCUCACCGGUCGUGAUCCCUCCAAGUGGUCCGUCGUCGGCUGGUACUACGAUGGCCACUACUGGCCUUCCACCGCCGAGUUCAAGAAAGGGGUCGAGAGUCUUAAACGAACGCCAGGUCCGGUUGUCGAUGGGCCGUGGACCUCGACCGACCAUGCUGGGGAAAGCCUUCCCCGCGACAAUCUAUAUCCCCCCGUCUCAGUGCAGCCAGACGGGCCUCGCUUUGGCGUCGACAUGAAGGAGAACUAUGUUGAGUGGAUGGAUUUCACCUUCUACAUCUCCAACCACAAGGAUGUUGGCAUGCAGCUCCACGACAUCCGAUACAAGGGCGAGCGCCUCGUCUACGAGCUGGGCUUGCAGGAAGCCAUGGCCCACUAUGCCUCCCUAGACCCUCUCCAUGCCAACUCGGCGUAUCUGGACACAGGGUAUGGUAUAGGCACGAGUCAAUGGAACCUGGUAGACGGCUUCGACUGUCCGUCCCACGCCACGUACCUCAACACGACGUUCUACAUUAGCGAAACCACAUAUGUGCACCCCAACAGCCUGUGUCUCUUUGAGUACGAUACGGGAUACCCCAUCCAGCGCCAUUUGACAGGGACGUACGUCUCAGCUACAAAGAACAUUGCCUUUAUCGUCCGCGCCGUGUCGACAGUGGGCAACUACGACUAUCUCUUCGAAUAUGGCUUUCAUUACGAUGGGUCAAUCACCGCCACUGUUCGAGCCUCUGGGUACAUCCAGGGAGCCUUCUGGUCAGGGGACGAUGGAUACGGCUUCCACAUAUACGACAACUUGUCAGGCUCGAUGCAUGACCAUGUCAUCAACUUCAAGCUGGACCUGGACAUCAAGGGGAGGAACAACAGCCUGCUCAAGUCCGAAUUUGUCCCAAAGACGCAAGUCUACCCAUGGUCCGAGGGGCGUAGCAUCAACACCAUGCAGGUAGAGCAUACGUACAUUACAAACGAAGACGACGCCAAGAUCACCUGGUCCAAGAACGGAGCUGCCUCGUAUGCCGUCGUCAACAAGGAUGCGCUCAACAAGUACGGAGAGGCACCUGGCUACCGCAUCUUCCCAAACAGUGGCAGCACUGCUUACUUGACCGUGCAGUCAUCCUCCGCUCUGGGGAACUCCAUCAACUGGGCCACCCACAACCUGUACGCUCUCCAGCAUCACGACACGGAGCCCAAGAGCGCGUACGCAUUCAACAGUCAUGACCCGCACAACCCAACCGUGGACUUUAACGAGUUCUUCAACGGAGAAAGCCUCGAACAGGAGGACAUUGUACUAACGUUUUUGAUAAGAUACUUCAACCUAGGCACGCACCAUCUCCCGAACACGGCAGAUCUGCCCAACACGGUCACCACCACGGCCAUGUCAUCCAUCGCCAUUGCGCCACAGAAUUACUUUGCCGGCGACGUCUCACGCCGCACCAUUCACGGCGUUCGGCUGUCGUUCGACGAGACAUCCACCAUCACCGAGAAGAACAUCUUUGGCACCCAGCAGCCAAUGUGCAUGUACGACUUGAAGAAGGCUGCGCCUGAUCUGGACACCUUUGUGGGAGAGUUGCAGAUUCCCAAGUUCCCGUGGAACCCCAGCGGUAGCUUGCAGACCAACCCCGGGGGUUAG